CACGUCAGCGUGAGCCCUUUGGGCCGUUACACGCACCCAUCUCCGCGCCGCGCCCACGACACGAUCCGCGGUUGGUUGCCCGCGCCUAUAUCCCCAUCCCUAUCGCCGGCUCCGCCCGCGUCCUUCUCCCUCGCUCUCUUUCCCCUCCCGACCUCCCCUCCGAAGCAAGAAUCACCACAGGAGCCCCGGCCCCGGACCCCGAACCAACGGCGGCCAUGGCGUACUACGGCGACCGGCGGCCGGAGUCGUCGAUCGUGGAGGCGUUCACGCUGUCGCCGCUGCCGUACCCGGUGAUCCUGAUCCUGCUCAUGGUCUCGCUCCUCCUGGGCGUCUCGUGGUUCUUCACCUACGAGGACUUCAUCGAGGAGGCGGCGGAGCAGUUCAGCUGGGCGCUGCUGGUCGUGCCCAUCGCGCUCGUGCUCCUCAUCCGCUGGAUCUCCUCCGUCGACUCCUUCGACGGCUACUUCUUCGGCUUCUACCCCAGCGAGCGCCGCUGGAGGCCCGGCUACGGGGGCGCCCCCGCCGAGGGCAGCUCGCCCUGGGGCGUCGCCAUGCUCGUCCUGCUCCUCAUCGUGCUCGCCAGCUUCCACGAGACCAUCCGGGACAUGUGGCGGCCAUGAUCGAUCGAAUCCAUCAUCCGGCCUCGUCUCGUCUAUCCUGAUGAUGAACACGUACGCGUGAUUCGGUCUGCUGUCCACCACACCUCUAGUGCUCGAUUUCUCAUGCUUUUUCUUGCGCGCUUGCAUUGGCUGAUCGCUGAUCCUAUAUAUUUCUACGCGCGCAUGCAUGUUUGCGCUUGUACUUCUUGUUCCAUCGAAUCGAUGCUGUACAUACUGCAUAAUACGGAUUCUGCAACUGGCUAGAUUAUAGACUGUGAGGGUGAUACUCGAUUAGCUGCAUGUAACACUGGUUCUGUUUUUUUUUUUGGUGUGUGUGUGUGUGUGUUAUAAUCAAGUUCUGGUUUGCUUUAUGUUUCGGAUUCUUCUUCUCAAGAAUCUUUCUUUUUUGCUUUU
Messenger RNA from Panicum virgatum (switchgrass), 1013 nucleotides. RefSeq lists its product as uncharacterized. The transcript has a single exon. The record is from RefSeq and is a predicted model, not a curated record. The coding region runs from base 216 to 620 and encodes 134 amino acids. Lineage: Eukaryota; Viridiplantae; Streptophyta; Magnoliopsida; Poales; Poaceae.